Molecule: messenger RNA, 11623 nt
Organism: Calliphora vicina (urban bluebottle blowfly)
Lineage: Eukaryota; Metazoa; Arthropoda; Insecta; Diptera; Calliphoridae
Gene: Nipped-A
Product: Transcription-associated protein Nipped-A
Exons: 19
Coding region: 72-11534 (3820 amino acids)
Biological process (GO): regulation of DNA-templated transcription; DNA repair
Cellular component (GO): NuA4 histone acetyltransferase complex; nucleus; SAGA complex
Molecular function (GO): protein binding
Source: RefSeq, a predicted model, not a curated record
UAGAAAAAAUAAAUUGAAAAUCUAAAGAAAAUUUUUAUAAAUGAGUUAAAAAGAAAACAGUUUAAAUAAAAAUGGCUCACAGUGAAAGUUUCCAGCUAAACACCUUUCGAAGCUACGUAACAAUAUUGGGAGAUGCUAAAGCAACCGACGACAAGAAACUUCGAGCCGCCCAAGAAUUGAGUGAACAUUUCGAAGUGGUAGUGCAAAGCUCAUCAUAUCCAUCAUUUUUGGAACAUUCCCUUAAGGCGUUUAUGCAUUUUCUGCAAGAUGGAGAACCCCAGUUUAUACAAGAAUACCAGGCACAUCAGGUGCGAAAAUUAAUUUUGGAAAUGAUACAUCGACUGCCUAUCAGUGAAAAUUUGAGGCAACACGUAAAGUCAAUAAUAUCGUUAAUGCUAAAAAUUUUACAAAUCGACAAUGAGGAAAAUGUGCUCGUUUGUCUAAGGAUUAUUAUAGAGUUGCAUAAAAACUUUCGGCCGUCAUUUAACAAUGAGGUCCAACAGUUUUUGGCUUUGGUAAAGAAGAUUUACACAGAACUGCCUAAUCAUAUGAACAAAAUAUUUGAACCAGCCCAGCAAAUCAGAAUUAAAGAUUUGAAAGAACUCAAUAUGGAACAGUUGCUUUCCGAAACAUAUGCUAUUAAAUCUAUACAUGUGGAAAAUCCAACAGAUUCUGUAACAUUUCAAAUGUAUAAUCUAUUGCCCAGAGGCAUGCUAUCAUUAAGGGUAUUGCAAGAAUUACCCAUCAUAGUCGUUCUUAUGUAUCAGAUUUAUAAGAACGCAGUACACCAAGAAGUAUCCGAAUUUAUACCACUAAUAAUGACUACAAUUAAUCUGCAGCCCUCGAUGGUUCAUAGAAAUUCACAAUAUUUCAAUAAAGAAAUAUUUAUUGAUUUUAUGGGAGCUCAAAUAAAGACGCUUUCCUUUUUAGCCUACAUCGUAAGGCUAUUCCAGGAAACAAUUAUGACACAUUCUGCUGCCGUAACAAGUGGCAUUUUAAGUUUAAUGCAUCUGUGCCCUAAAGAGGCGGCACAUUUACGAAAGGAGCUGUUAAUUGCGGCUAGACAUAUUUUUGCCACAGACUUGAGACAAAAGUUCAUACCUUCAAUUGAACGUCUAUUCGAUGAAGACUUGUUGAUUGGCAAAGGUGUUACCUUGGAUUCGAUACGUCCUUUGGCUUAUUCAACAUUGGCUGAUUUGGCCCAUCAUGUGCGACAAAGCUUAAGUUUGGAUGUGUUGGAAAAAGCCAUUAAAUUAUUUUCCAAAAACGUUCAUGACGAAUCAUUGGCCACCGGCAUACAGACAAUGUCCUGUAAGCUAUUGUUAAAUCUUGUCGAUUGUGUUCGGCAUCACAGUGAGGUGGAACCGAUUAAAGCUCGUAGUUUAUUGACAACAUUGUUGAAAGUUUUCGUUUAUAAAUUUCAAACAAUUGCUAAAAUAACGCUGCCCAGCAUAACACAAAGAUUAAAAGCCCAGACUACAGCUUCACUAACCUCACCAGCAUCCACAACAUCCUCAUCUACCGCGGUAUUGGAUAAUAAAGAAAAUAUAAACGACACUGCUGCAGAUCCUAUUUCAAAAACAAAUUUGGCCGGAAACCAAAUGCUGUGUUCUCUUAAUAUAGUGGAAUAUCGAAGCUUGGUGAAAACAUUAGUUGGUGGAGUUAAAACAAUAACAUGGGGAUUUCUUAGUUCAAAGUCUCCUUCAGUCGAUAUUACUAAAAAUAAACAAGAGAAACUCUUCCAACCGUAUGAAGUUAGUAUAUAUAUUGAUUUGGUUCAUUGGGCUAUGGAAGCUUUGGACAUAUAUUCGAUUAACACAUCAACAGCUAAUCAGCUAAAAACGUCCGGUAUUAUACCACGCACGAAAGAAGAAAAGGAGGUCCUGGAACAUUUCAGUGGUAUUUUUAUUAUGAUGCACUCGCAAAAUUUUCAAGAAGUUUUUGCCACAACUAUUGAUUUUAUGGUUGAACGGAUACACAAAAAUCCCUCUCUGCAGAUAGUAGCUAAUUCAUUUUUGGCCAACCCCACUACAUCACCAUUGUUUGCAACGGUGCUGGUAGAAUACCUUUUGGGAAAAAUGCAUGAAAUGGGCACAAAUGUGGAGAGAUCUAAUCUAUAUUUGCGACUAUUCAAGCUGGUAUUUGGAAGUGUUAGCCUGUUUCCGGUAGAGAACGAACAAAUGCUGAAACCCCAUUUACACAAUAUAGUCAAUCAAUCAAUGGAAUUGGCAUUAACAGCAGAGGAGCCCUACAAUUACUUCCUGCUAUUGCGGGCAUUGUUUCGUUCGAUUGGCGGUGGUUCGCACGAUCUAUUGUAUCAGGAAUUUUUGCCUUUGCUGCCAAAUUUACUGGAGGGUUUAAAUCGUUUACAAAGCGGUUUUCACAAACAACACAUGAAAGAUCUUUUCGUUGAACUAUGCUUGACAGUGCCGGUGAGACUUUCAUCACUUUUACCCUACUUGCCAAUGUUGAUGGAUCCUCUUGUCUCAGCAUUGAACGGCUCUGCUACGUUAGUCAGCCAGGGCUUAAGAACGCUAGAACUGUGUGUGGAUAAUUUACAACCAGAUUUCUUGUAUGACCACAUCCAGCCGGUUAGAGCAGCUCUUAUGCAGGCUCUUUGGAAAACUCUUCGCAACCAAGACAACGCAGCACUGGUUGCCUUUCGUGUCCUGGGAAAAUUUGGCGGUGGCAACCGAAAAAUGAUGACAGAGCCACAAAAUAUACAAUAUGCCAACAGUGAAAUCCAACCUACGGCAGUAGUGACUUACUUCCAGGAGCUGGAAAGACCCAUAGAGUUUCCGAUCGAUAAAGCGAUAGAAACGGCUUUCUCUGCACUCAAUUCAAAUGCCACAGAUUCAUUUUAUCGCCGCCAAAGUUGGGAAGUAAUACGUUGUUUUUUGGCAGCUUCCAUCAAUUUAGACGACGAAAAACAUACAUUACAAAAGUUCUUUCUACAUCCCAGCUUUCUCGACAAUAACAUCGUAAAUAUGCCAGUGAGUCAAAGUAAGAUUGAAGAUUUCCAGGCACGAAAAACUUUGCAAAAUGCUUUGACUGGCAUGUUCGUGGCAUCGGCGACCAAGGAUUUGAGAGAUUUCGUUUUUCCAGUUAUGGUGGCUGUGGUUCGUCACUACACCAUGAUUGCUAUAGCACAACAGGCUGGACCAUUUCCCUACAAGCAGUACUACUCCAUCAAUGGCAUUGAUCCGUUGGUGCUAAUCGAUGCCUUGGCCAUAUGCAUGGGACACGAAGAGAAGGAAUUGUGUAAACCGGGACAACUUUGUAUAGGGUUGAUUUUAGAUACCGCUGCUAACAUCCUGGGUAGUAAGGAACGAGCCUGUCGCCUGCCCUUAAUGCAAUAUUUAGCUGAGAAGAUGACGGCACUCUGUUAUGAAAGACCUUGGUAUGCCAAAGUUGGUGGCUGUAAGGCCAUUCAGUUUUUGUACCAGCAUUUCUCUAUGCGUUCGCUAUACCAACAUCUCUUCUCUUUUGUAAAAGCAUUCAUGUUCGUUCUAAUGGACCUUGAAGGCGAAGUGUCCAAUGGUGCCAUCUACAUAGCGAAAACAAAUUUGAGAUCUUUGCUCGAUCUGUGUAUGGCACCGAAAGAUCAAGAAAAUGACGAUAUCAGCACCAUUAAGAACAAAGCCAUAUACGAUGUCAUUCAUGAACUGGUGCGGCAAGUAACAAGUCCAAAUACGUUGGUACGCCAAGAAUCAAUGGCAUCGCUUAAAUAUAUUGCCACACUUCAGAACCGCACGGUAUCAGAAGUAAUGGACCCGCACAAGGAGGUGCUGGCAGAUAUUAUACCACCAAAAAAACACUUGCUUAGACAUCAGCCGGUCAAUGCUCAAAUUGGUUUAAUGGAAGGCAACACUUUUUGCACCACUUUGGAGCCUAGGCUUUUCACCAUCAAUCUAACCAACAGCUAUCAUAAACUCUUCUUUCACGAGUUAAUCACUCUGUCGGAAGCUGAGGACUCUACGCUCAUGAAACUUGAUUGCUACAAAAAUGUCACCAACUUGGUACCCUUGCGAAUUAGUGCUUUAAAGGCCUUAGCAGCUUGUCACUACAUUACGGACACACAACAUAAGGACAAAAUUAUCAACAUUCUAUUUAAACUAAUGGAACACAAGAAGCCAGAACUUCAGGAGGCCGCUUUCAAGUGCAUGAAACGAUUUAAUGCUGGCAUACAAAUCGAUAAAAAGGAGAUACACAACUGUAUAAGACCGCUACUAUUGACGCUGGGCGAUCAUCGCAAUCUAACGUUGACGGCUACCAAACGCUUGUCCUAUUUUACUCAACUAUUUCCCCAAAUUUUCAACGAGAAACUGAGCGAACAAAUCUUACAGCUUUGCAGAAAACUUUUAGAAAUUUCGAUUCAAAUUUGCAAGCAGGGUCAACAAGGAGGCAACUUUUUUGCUGCCAUCCGGGGAAGCGAGUAUGAACAGAAAGUUGUUUGCCUUAUAGAAAUGUUCCAUCAAAUUACGGCCGCCACUCCGAAAUAUAUUGAGAAUCUAUGUCAACUUGUUUUGCAGACGGAAAAGAAUCUAAUGAUUGAAUCCUCUUCACCAUAUAGAGCACCGCUUCUUAAAUUCCUUAUGCGUUUUCCCAACGAGACAGUCGACUACUUCCUCUCCGAUAUCUAUAUAAUUGAUGAUCAGUGGAAUCGUUUCUUCAUUCAUAUAUUGAAGCAUAAAGAUGGCCAGCCAUUCCACAAUGUUCUCAAGACCCAGUCCUACAUUAAUGGUCUAAUAAGGCUGAUAGGUGGCGCUCAAAUCGACAGUACGGUUAUGUCCGAUGCUCAAAAGCAAGAGGCCCAGGAACAGGCCAUCAAAAUAGUGUACACAGUAAUGGAGAACGAUGAUCAGUGGAUUGCCACGCAAACGGAGUUAAUCAACUGCCUCAAACAUUUGUGGCAAUUCAACUUGAGCAAUAGUUGCCAGGAGAAUGUCAUCAGCUACAAGUGGCACUUGGUAGGAAAGAUUUUGCUUAAAUACUUUUCGCUCAACACAAAUGAAAUCGAAUUACUCUUUCAACUGUCUAGAGCUCUGUGUUUACAUUUCAUACCUGACUUUUAUUUCCUAAGAGAUUUCCUACAAAACACAGUUGCUCAAAGCUACACGGUCUAUUGGAAACGCCAGGCUUUUUUCUACUUUGUUGAGAAUUUCAACAACGUCUCCCUGUCGGAGGAGUUGAAAGCGAAAAUUAUAACAUCAAUUUUGGUGCCGUGUUUCGUAGCCAGUUUUGACAAGGGCGAGGGCAAUAAACUAAUCGGAGCACCACCAACUCCGUUCCAGGAGGACGACAGCAAUAUCGUAUCGGUAUUUAUAAGUAAAGUGUUUGAUCCAGACAAGCCAUACGCCAACGAUGAUGCCGUUAGAAUUGCUUUACUGCAAUUUGCCUGCCUUCUGGUCGAGAGAGCCUCCCAACAUAUCCAUGACGGCGAUGCCAAUAACAAGAGGCAAGGCAACAAACUACGAAGACUAAUGACUUUCGCUUGGCCAUGUCUCUUGAGUAAAAACUCGGUUGAUCCUACGGCUCGUUAUCAUGGCCAUUUGCUGUUGGCCCACAUAAUAGCUCGCCUAGCAAUACACAAGAAAAUUGUGUUGCAGGUCUUUCAUUCACUAUUGAAAGGUCAUGCUUUGGAGGCUAGACCAGUGGUGCGCCAAGCAUUGGACGUUUUAACACCCGCCAUGCCUCUGCGCAUGGAAGAUGGCAAUACCAUGCUCACACACUGGACCAAGAAAAUAAUUGUCGAAGAAGGCCAUUCAAUGCAACAAUUAUUCCACAUUUUACAACUAAUUGUUCGCCAUUACAAGGUUUAUUUCCCCGUAAGACAUCAAUUGGUAACACACUUGGUUAACUAUAUGCAACGCUUAGGCUUUCCUCCCAAUGCCUCAUUGGAGCACAAAAAACUAUCGGUCGAUUUGGCAGAGGUCAUUAUCAAGUGGGAGUUGCAGCGCAUUAAAGAUGACGAAAGUAAAAGCAAACUGUUAAAUUCUACUAUUGACGACGACUUGGAUGACAAGUCCGCUAUUAAAAGAACCUCCAGUGACGAUUUCAAUGAAUCACAACGAAAGAAACUACAAACAGACAGCGUUCGUGGCAGUAGUGCAAGUGAGGCUUCUUUGAGCACGAAAGUGGAUGAAAGUUGUCGUUCUAUAGGAAAAGUUCACUGUGACACAGUUUUGAAUUUCCUGAUAAGAUUGGCCUGUCAAGUCAAUGACAGCCAGCCCACUAUUCUCAAUUCAGGAGAUAAUUUAUCCAGAAGAUGCAUAAUCCUGCUUAGAACUGCCAUGCGGCCGGAUGUUUGGCCACAGCCUUUUGAGUUGAAGCUAAACUGGAUGGAUAAGAUUUUCGCCACAAUCGAGUCUCCUCAUACAAAUAUCAAUAACAUUUGUACCGCCUUGGAUUUCCUAACGUUUUUGACCAAUAUUAUGAAACCAGACCAACUACUGGCCAUUAUUAGACCCAUACAAAAGGGCCUAUCUGCCUGUAUUAUACAUCAAAACACAAAAAUCGUUCGUCUUAUGCACGUACUUAUUUCACGCUUAAUGACAAUCUUUCCACCGGAUUCACAGCACAAAAACGAUGAGCUUGAGAUAUUGUAUAGUGCUAUUAGCAAAAUGAUUGUGGACAAUUUAACACUGUACGAGAAGAGUCCGCAGCCGAAUCCCUCAUCGCUCUUUGGAACACUGAUGAUUUUAAAGGCCUGUUGUGCCAACAAUCCUGAGUAUAUUGAUCGUUUAAUGGUUCUGUUUAUAAGGGUACUGAAUCGACUGACUAAGGAGCAUAUAGCACAGCAAAACAAUACACAAACAUCGAUCAAUCCGACAACGGAGAAUAAUCACUUGUCCUUGGAGUUGCUGAUAUUGUCCUUGGAUAUGAUUAAAAAUCGCAUCGUUAUAAUGAGUGUGGAGGUGCGCAAACUUCUGAUUGGUAGCAUUAUAGUGAAUUUGAUUGAAAAGAGUAUGGACACUAAGAUAAUGAAGUGUAUUAUAAAGAUGUUGGACGAUUGGGUCCGAGUAAAGGAACAAAACUCGAUGGUUCAGAUACCCUCGAUACGUGAGAAAUCCGUUUUACUUGUGAAACUAAUGCAGUACGUCGAAAAGAAGUUCUCGGAUGAAAGUGAAUUGCACAUACAAUUCUUGGAAAUGAUUAACUACAUAUACAGGGACGAGUAUUUGAAGCAAACCGAAUUGAGCGCUAAACUAGAAGGUGCCUUCUUAACGGGACUGAGAAGUCAGAAUCCGGCAAUUAGAUCGAAAUUCUUCGAGAUUAUCGAUGCCUCGAUGAGAAGACGUCUACACGAUCGCUUAUUGUACAUUAUAUGCUCUCAAGCAUGGGACUCAAUUGGCACUCAUUAUUGGAUUAAACAAUGCAUCGAGUUGUUGGUCUUAACCGCAAAUACAAUGACCCACAUUCAGAAUGCUAAUGACAUGCACAAAAUUCCCAGCAUUACUUCCAUUAUCAAUAUGGGCGACAACGAAGAUAAAAGCCAGUUCGUUAUAUACACUUCGUCGCAAACCGACUGUAUGGAUAUGCCGCAUGGUGUAGACGACAAAGAUGAAGAGUUUGAUGUCGAUGUCAACUUGGACUUUACAAACACUCAGCCGGAUCAACCGGACAGUGAACGCAUGCUCCCCGCAAGAAAAGUGAAAAUAUGCAAAUUGAUUCAUCGGCAAAUUGAGUUUUUGGAAAAAAAUCGGAAAAUCCGGACAGACCAAUUGCUCGUGGCUACAUCGCAGCUGUGUCACAUGGACACCAGUUUAGCGGAGAGUGUAUGGCUGUCGAUAUUCCCUCGCAUAUGGUCGAUAUUCAGCAGCGAUCAGCAGCACACUAUUGUCAAGGAAGUCAUACCAUUUUUGUCAUCCGGCACAAAUAUUAUACAAAAGGACUGCUCCCCCAGCGCUAUAAAUACGUUUGUUGAAGGUUUGACGCAUUGCAAUCCAAAAAUCUACAUUCCUCCCAACCUCUGUACGUACCUGGGAAAGGCCCAUAAUCUUUGGCAUCGCAUGACUCUUGUACUGGAGGAAAUGGUGGCAAAGCAAAACGUCAAUCAUGCCGCUUCGUUAAUGGACUUUAGCGAGAGCAGUGCACACGACAGCAAUGGAAAUCAAACAACCGUACACGACUCCUUGUCGCAAAUGUAUUCAGCUAUGCAUGAAGAGGACUUGUGGGCUGGUUUAUGGAUGAAAUAUGCCCAAUAUUCCGAAACAAAUGUUGCCAUUUCCUAUGAACAGAUGGGCUUUUUCGAAGAGGCCCAGGGCGCCUACGAUUUGGCAAUGUCGAAAUUUAAGGAGGACUUAUCGAAUGGCAUUUGCAACUCGCAUAUGAACAGUGAAAUAAUGCUGUGGGAACAUCAUUGGAUACGAUGUGCCAAGGAACUUAAUCAAUGGGACAUUCUGCUCGAUUAUGCCCAGACUAAUCGAGAGCAACAUGAGGUUCUUAUAAUGGAGAGUGCCUGGCGUGUACCCGACUGGAGUCUCAUGAAAAAAGCUUUACUUAAAAUAGAACAGGCCUAUUCGAAGCAGUUCGGCUACAAGGUUAAUCUCUACAAGGGCUUUUUAGCCAUUCUCCAUCCCGAAGAAAGGCAAUUAGCCAAUGUCGAGAAAUAUGUAGAAAUAUCAUCAGGCCUAUGCAUUCGCGAAUGGGGCAGGCUACCGCAUAUUGUGUCGCACAUACACCUGCAGUACUUGCAGGCUGCCCAACAAAUAAUCGAACUACACGAAGCCAGCCAAAUACAUCAGGGUCUAUUGCAAUCCCGAAAUACGUCACUGCAUGACAUGAAGGCUAUUGUGAAAACUUGGAGAAAUCGUUUGCCGGUUAUCGCUGAUGAUCUAUCGCACUGGUCAGAUAUUUUCACUUGGCGACAGCAUCACUAUCAGAUUAUCACUCAGCAUCUGGAGCAACAAUCCGAUCAAGGAAAUACAAUGCUCGGCGUGCAUGCAUCGGCACAAGCUAUUAUUUAUUUUGGCAAAAUAGCCAGAAAGCAUAAUCUCACUGGCGUAUGUCAGGAAACUCUAUCCCGCAUCUACACCAUACCAUCCGUUCCCAUUGUCGAUUGUUUCCAGAAAAUACGACAACAGGUUAAAUGUUACAUUCAAACAGCCUCUUCAGCUGGCCGUAAUGAUCUUAAUGAAGCUUUGGAGGUGAUUGAGUCGACAAAUCUUAAAUAUUUUACAGCUGAAAUGAAUGCUGAAUUCUAUGCCCUGAAGGGCUUGUUACUGGCAAAAAUUGGACGUUCCGAAGAAGCAGGCAAAGCAUUUAGUGCUGCUGUCCAGCUACACGAUGGCCUUACCAAGGCUUGGGCCAUGUGGGGUGAUUUUAUGGAGCAAAUGUUCUUGCGCGACAAACAAAUUGCGCUGGGUGUCAGUGCACUCACGUGCUAUUUGCACGCCUGUCGCCACCAGAGCGAAAGCAAGACUCGAAAAUACUUAGCCAAAGUAUUGUGGUUCUUGUCCUACGACAACUCCAGCAACACAUUAAUGGGCACUCUCGAGAAGUAUGUGGUUGGCGUACCUCCUUCCUACUGGCUUCCAUGGAUACCACAGUUGCUGUGCUGCCUAGUCCAAUAUGAUGGAAGUGUUAUUCUGAAUCUGUUAAGCCAUGUGGGACGUUUAUAUCCGCAGGCUGUUUACUUUCCCAUACGGACUCUUUAUUUGACUUUGAAAAUCGAGCAACGAGAAAAACACAAGACUGCUGAGCAGGCUUCUGGCAGACCUCAAAAUCACCAAAAUCUUGAAAAUAAUAUGAACCAGGUAUUCACCAAUACGAGCUCAUCUUCAUCAUCUGGACCUACAUCGGUUAAUCCCAUUAAGGCUACUCCUCCAAUGUGGCGGUGCUCUAAAGUUAUGCAUGUCCAAAGGGAAAUACACCCCACAAUACUCAGCUCACUGGAGGGUAUUGUUGACCAAAUGGUCUGGUUUAGAGAGAGUUGGACAGAAGAAGUAUUACGACAAUUAAGACAGGGUUUAAUUAAAUGUUACGCCAUCGCAUUCGAGACGAGAAGUACGGUAAGCGAGGCCACCAUUACACCACACACAUUGCAUUUUGUGAAGAAAUUGGGUUCAACAUUUGGUAUUGGUAUUGAAAAUAUCCCGGGAUCGGUGGCAUCAUCAUCAUCCAAUUCGGCAGCAUCAGAGUCAUUGGCCCGCCGGGCCCAAGUUACUUUCCAAGAUCCUGCUUUCCAAAUGAUGAAAGAACAGUUUACACGCGAUUUUGAUUUCACGAAACCCGACUCAAUGAAACUGCACAAUUUGAUAACAAAACUAAAGUCCUGGAUAAAGGCUUUAGAGAUAAAGGUCAAAAAACUGCCGACUUCCUUCUUAAUCGAAGACAAAUGUAGAUUUUUGUCCAACUUUAGUCAAAAAACAGCCGAGGUCGAGUUGCCGGGCGAAUUCCUCAUACCCUCCUCUUCUCAUUAUCACAUUCGGAUUUCUCGAUUUAUGCCCAGGGUGGAGAUUGUACAAAAAAAUAAUACGGCAGCUCGACGUCUACACAUACGAGGCACCAAUGGUAAAAUUUAUCCCUAUUUGGUUGUUAUCGACACAGGACUAGGAGAUGCCCGCCGUGAAGAAAGGGUUCUACAACUGCUGCGCAUGCUUAACUACUAUUUGGAAAAGCAAAAGGAGACCACACGACGUUUUCUCAAUAUUACCGUGCCGCGCGUUGUACCCAUCUCACCACAAAUGCGUUUAGCUGAAGACAAUCCUGCUAGCAUAUCACUGUAUGAAAUCUACAAAAGUACGUGUGCUAAAAUGGACGUGGAACAUGACUUGCCAAUCAUGAAGUAUUACGAACGAUUGUCGGAGGUGCAAUCACAGGGCGCUCAAAUAACGCAUGCAAUGCUGCGCGAUAUAUUCCAGGAGAUACAAACUAAAAUGGUGCCAAAGACUCUAUUUAAACAGUGGGCCAUUAAAACCUUUGUUUCCGCCACAGAUUUUUGGCAAUUCCGAAAAAUGAUGACCCUGCAAAUGGCAUUGGCUUUCUUGUGUGAAUACGCUUUGCAUUUGACACGCUUAAAUACAGACAUGAUAUACAUACACCAAGACUCGGGCCUAAUGAAUGUCUCCUAUUUUAAAUUUGAUAUUAACGAUGAUAAGGAGGAAUUGGAUCAUAGUCGUCCAGUACCCUUCCGUCUAACACCGAACAUUGCUGAAUUUCUAACAAAUAUCGGCAUUUCGGGACCCUUGUCCGCUGCCAUCAUCGCAACAGCCCGCUGUUUUGUACACCCCAAUUACAAGCUCACAUCUAUAUUACGAACCAUACUACGUGAUGAAAUCAUUGCCCUGCACAAGAAACGCAUGCGCGACAACAAACCCAUCGACGCCAUGGAAGAUGCAACGACUGACGAAAAUAUCACAGAAAAUAUGAUACGUUUAGUGAAUAAGGCCGUAAAUGCAAUACUAAAUCGUUUAACAACGAUCUCGUACUUCGAUAAUAUAGAAUCGAAGAAAAUUUCUAUAUUGCUGCAGCAGGCAACAAAUCAUGAUAAUUUAUGUCGCAUGGAUCCCGCCUGGCAUCCAUGGCUCUAAACAACAACAAAAAAAAUAUACAACCUAAUUUUAGUUUUACUUUUUAUUUUUUGGAAUUCAAUAAAUUUUCAAAUCGUUUUAAACAGAAA